Molecule: messenger RNA, 1934 nt
Organism: Galeopterus variegatus (Sunda flying lemur)
Lineage: Eukaryota; Metazoa; Chordata; Mammalia; Dermoptera; Cynocephalidae
Gene: ADCK5
Product: aarF domain containing kinase 5
Exons: 12
Coding region: 133-1779 (548 amino acids)
Source: RefSeq, a predicted model, not a curated record
GGGACUUUGGUGUGGGGGGUGUUUUCUGGUGACCACAUAGUCUGGACGGCCAUGCAGACAUGAGAGAGUGGCUUGUGGGGAGGAGAGGCCAGUAGAACCCACCGACCAAGCAGGUCAGCACCCCCAGGCUGCAUGCCUCCGUCUCCCAUCAGGUCCUGGAGACCCGUGCCCCUGUGGAGGAAGGUGCUGUCCGCCGCGGUGGUGGGGGUGCCCCUGCUCCUUGGCAUCCGCUAUUGCACGGCAGAGGCCCAGGAGAAGAGGAGGAUGCGGCUGGUGGUCGACGGCCUGGGGCGCUUUGGCAGGUCUCUGAGGAUCGGCCUGCAGAUCUCCCUGGACUACUGGUGGUGCACAAAUGUUAUCUUGCAAGGGGUGGAAGAGAACAGCCCGGGGUACUCAGAGGUGAUGUCUGCAUGUCACCAGCGGGCAGCUGAUGCCUUGGUGGCGGGGGCCAUCAGCAACGGCGGCCUCUAUGUGAAGCUUGGCCAGGGGCUCUGCUCCUUCAACCACCUGCUGCCUCCCGAGUACAUCAGUACCCUGCGUGUGCUGGAGGACAGGGCCCUCACCCGUGGCUUCCGUGAGGUGGAUGAAUUGUUCCUCGAGGACUUCCAGGCCCUGCCCCGUGAGCUCUUCCAGGAGUUCGACUACCACCCAGUGGCUGCCGCCAGCCUGGCUCAGGUGCACCGAGCCCGGCUACAUGAUGGCACCACUGUGGCUGUGAAGGUGCAGUACAUCGACCUACAGGACCGCUUUGACGGGGACAUCCACACCCUGGAGCUCCUGCUGCAGCUGGUUGAGCUCAUGCACCCCAGCUUUGGCUUCAGCUGGGUCCUCCAGGACCUGAAGGGGACCCUGGCCCAGGAGCUGGACUUCGAGAACGAGGGCCGCAAUGCCGAGCGCUGUGCGCGGGAGCUGAGACACUUCCACUACGUGGCAGUCCCCCGUGUGCACUGGGACAAGAGCAGUAAGCGUGUGCUGACGGCAGACUUCUAUGAAGGCUGCAAGAUCAGCGACGUGGAGGCCAUCCAGAGCCAGGGGCUGGCAGUGCAGGAUAUAGCAGAGAAGCUGAUCCAGACUUUUGCUGAGCAGAUAUUUUACACGGGCUUCAUCCACUCUGACCCCCACCCUGGCAAUGUUCUGGUGCGGAAAGGCCCGGACGGGAAGGCAGAGCUGGUGCUGCUGGACCACGGGCUCUAUCAGUUCCUGAACGAGAAGGACCGGUCAGCCCUGUGCCAGCUGUGGCGGGCCAUCAUCCUGCGGGACGACGCCGGGAUGAAGGCACAUGCCGCCGCCCUCGGGGUGCAAGACUAUUUGCUGUUCUCCGAGAUGCUCAUGCAACGGCCUGUGCGCCUGGGGCAGCUGUGGGCCUCCCACCUACUGAGCCGCGAGGAGGCGGCCUACAUGCAGGACAUGGCUCGUGAGCACUUCCAGGGCAUCAUGACAGUACUCAAGGCCCUGCCACGGCCCAUGCUGCUUGUGCUGCGCAACAUCAACACCGUGCGCGCCAUCAACGCGGCCCUUGGCACGCCCGUGGACCGCUACUUCCUCAUGGCCAAGAGUGCUGUCAAGGGCUGGAGCCGCCUGGUGGGCGCGGCAUACCAGGGCAUCUAUGGCAUCAGCCUCCUGCGCCACAUCAAGGUCAUCUGGGAGAUGGUCAAGUUUGAAGUGGCCCUGAGGCUGGAGAUCCUUGCUAUGCGGUUCACUGCCCUCCUGGUUCGUGUUCUGGCCCACCUGGGCCUCAUGCCCCAGGCCGAGGAGCUCUACCAGUACCUGGAGACUUAGGGAGCCAGGAUGUGCAGAGAGCUGCCCAGGGCCAGCAGGACUCGCCGAUGGAGCUGCCUGUGCAGACACUUCAAGACCCAGGGCGACCAGAGCAACUAUGGCCUGAGCGUGGGAAACACCACAGCCAGGCUAGGAAUACACUCAAUGAAAAGACA